Molecule: messenger RNA, 2127 nt
Organism: Mus musculus (house mouse)
Lineage: Eukaryota; Metazoa; Chordata; Mammalia; Rodentia; Muridae
Gene: Septin5
Product: septin 5
Exons: 12
Coding region: 89-1198 (369 amino acids)
Cellular component (GO): cytoplasm; cytoskeleton; septin complex
Molecular function (GO): GTP binding
Source: RefSeq, marked validated
UCACCCCUCAGCCGGCCUCGGCCUCCACCGCUGGUCGCCGCGCCCCGCCCGCGCGCCCGCCGCCACACGUCCCCCGCCGGCGGCCACCAUGAGCACAGGACUGCGGUACAAAAGCAAGCUGGCGACCCCAGAGGACAAACAGGACAUCGACAAGCAGUACGUUGGCUUCGCCACACUGCCCAACCAGGUGCACCGCAAGUCCGUCAAGAAAGGUUUCGACUUCACGCUCAUGGUGGCCGGUGAGUCCGGCCUGGGGAAGUCCACCCUUGUCCAUAGCCUCUUUCUGACCGACCUGUAUAAGGACCGGAAACUGCUGAGUGCUGAGGAACGCAUCAACCAGACGGUAGAGAUCCUGAAACACACCGUCGACAUUGAGGAGAAGGGGGUCAAGUUAAAGCUCACCAUUGUGGACACGCCCGGCUUUGGGGACGCGGUGAACAACUCUGAAUGUUGGAAGCCCAUCACUGACUAUGUGGACCAGCAGUUUGAGCAGUAUUUCCGUGAUGAGAGUGGCCUGAACCGCAAGAACAUCCAGGACAACCGGGUACACUGCUGCCUGUACUUCAUCUCCCCGUUCGGACACGGACUGAGGCCAGUGGAUGUAGGCUUCAUGAAGGCACUGCAUGAGAAGGUGAACAUCGUCCCACUCAUCGCCAAAGCUGACUGCCUGGUGCCCAGUGAGAUCCGGAAGCUGAAGGACAGAAUACGUGAGGAGAUCGACAAGUUUGGGAUCCACGUGUACCAGUUUCCAGAAUGUGAUUCGGAUGAAGAUGAAGACUUCAAGCAACAGGACCGGGAACUGAAGGAAAGUGCACCCUUCGCCGUUAUUGGCAGCAACACUGUGGUGGAGGCCAAGGGGCAGCGGGUCCGGGGGCGACUGUACCCCUGGGGGAUCGUCGAAGUGGAGAAUCAGGCGCACUGCGACUUUGUGAAGCUCCGCAACAUGCUCAUCCGCACUCACAUGCACGACCUCAAAGAUGUGACGUGCGACGUGCACUAUGAGAACUACCGUGCCCACUGCAUCCAGCAGAUGACCAGCAAACUCACCCAGGACAGCCGCAUGGAGAGCCCCAUUCCUAUCCUCCCACUACCCACACCGGAUGCGGAGACCGAGAAGCUCAUCAGGAUGAAGGAUGAAGAGCUAAGGCGCAUGCAGGAGAUGUUGCAGAAGAUGAAGCAGCAAAUGCAAGACCAGUGACACCCGCCCCAGCCCCACGUCGUCGACAAGGAUAGACGGCCGGUUUCCGGGCUGGCCCCUCCUACCCCUGGAUCCCAGACUGUCCUGGAUUCCACCCUGGGUUCAUCUGGAUCUCAGAAGGCCUGGACCUCACCCUAAUCCAAAGUGGCUUUGACCAGACUGUUCAGACCUGGAGCCACAGAGCCACAGCCCCCAGAUGACCCUAAUUUAUUCUCGGCGUCCACCCUUCCCGGUCAUUUGUAUCUGCUUCCGAGUGCUCUGAAUCACAGCCCCUCCCCAACCUCCUGCCCCCGCCCCACCCCGCACCUCCCCGCCUAUCAUAAGGGAACAAGAUGUGCACAACCUCCAAGAUCUCCCUUCCUAGAAGAUCACUGCCCCCCAGCGGGCCAAUAAACCAGGGUAGAGGAGGGACGUGGAUGCAGGAUCUUGGGCCUAUUACCCAAGCUAGUGCUGCAGAGUGGAGUUGGGAGGCCCCCCUCUGCCGAUUCCAGUGGGCUACGAAGCAUUUGCUAAUGGCCUACUGAGCGCGGAAGUAGGCCGGUUCCUCCCUUACUCCCUAAUCAUGCUCUGUUCAGGAUCGGAGGCGGCGGGGUUUGGAGGCUAAGGCCUUUAGGAAGACCCCAGAUCUAGAGGCUUCUGGGAGGAAGGCGGGGCCGCGAUGCUCUAGACCGCUCGCGCCCCUUCCUGAGUCUACCUGAAGGACUCCAAGGGCGGUAGAGACGGGGUGUCCCUAUGCCUAGACUACUUUCGUCCACCCAUAGGUCAAGGUCUUUUCUUCCCAGCAACUCUGUUGCACAAGGAUUCCAGCCCUUGGCCUCCUCCAUAUCUCCACCCGCAUGAUUCCUCCCCACACACCCCAUGCUCCGUUUUGUUCAGUUGUGAAUGCCGCGUCCUGUCCUGGUGACAGGAGAACAAAGUUGGUGAACGUC